Molecule: messenger RNA, 1008 nt
Organism: Peronospora matthiolae
Lineage: Eukaryota; Oomycota; Peronosporomycetes; Peronosporales; Peronosporaceae
Source: the annotation of a GenBank genome assembly
AUGGUCAAGUACGUGCUCACGGGUGUCGGGGGCAAUAUCGGAGGCCAUGCUGCUGACUACGCAGUCGAGACCAAGAACGCUGCGGAUACUUUGGUACUCACCAGCUCAGAUAUCUCGAAGCUCGACCCUGCACGCGUUGCAGCUUGGAAGGCAAAGGGUGCGAUCGUCGAACAAGCUGAUUACUUGGACGUGAAGAGCCUCGAGCGAGUGUUCACGGACGCGGAAGCAGUCGCUUUUGUGUCCACUUGGCUCCUUGGAGAUGGUCGUCGUGGUCAAAUGGUCAACUGCAUCCAAGCUGCCAAGGACAUGGGAGUCAAACGCGUGUGCUACACGUCGUUCGUUGGUGCGGGAUCGGACAAACCGAACGACCAGCUGCCGUUCCUGCCUCGAGACCACCAAUUCACCGAGCAGCAAAUCUACGCGUCGGGUCUGGAUUACAACAUCCAGCGCAAUUGGUUGUACCAGGACAACACGCCGCGCUUCUUUGCGCCGUCGUGGCAGUUCACUGAAGACCGCUGGCUCUCGAAUAGCCACGACGUCCCGGGGGCUUACGUGGCACUUGAAGACUGUGGUCGGGUCUUUGGAGCUCUGCUGCUGGGGAAGCAGGAGAAGAACACGGUGGUGAGUGUCACUGGUCCGGAAGCCGUCACGGACCGGGAGAUGUUUGACUGGAUGAACUCCAUCAGCGGAUACAAAGGGCAAUUCGUUGACAUGCCCGAUAAGGAGCUACGUGCUUACUGGCUCAAUCGCGGCCUCCCUACGGACGUCUCGGGCGACUUUUCUCACCUUCCUAUGAAGUUGUGCAUCGAAGACCUCCUGUGCUGUGGAGAAACGGUGGCAAACGGUUCGAUGAAUGAGGUGACGGACACGGUGGAACGUCUCACUGGCCGCAAGCCACUGAGCUACAAGGAGAACCUGUUGCAAUACACGGAAAGCUUCCCACAAGUCCGUAGCUCACCCGACGGAGCUUCACGUCAAUGGUGGCAAACAGCAGAAAAUGGCUCCUGA